Molecule: messenger RNA, 1230 nt
Organism: Penicillium vulpinum
Lineage: Eukaryota; Fungi; Ascomycota; Eurotiomycetes; Eurotiales; Aspergillaceae
Gene: ayg1
Product: heptaketide hydrolyase ayg1
Exons: 5
Coding region: 1-1230 (409 amino acids)
Source: RefSeq, a predicted model, not a curated record
AUGGUACCUUGGAUUCUCGGAGACAAGUUCAACACUGUCUACCCUCACCAGGGGUCUAUCAAGGUCCUGUGGGAGUCAAAGUGGAAAUUCUGCGCCUCGAAAUCUAUUUACCCAUUCCACGAUGGAUCCCUCGAAGACUUCGAGCCCAUUUUCCAAAAGUUGAUCGCUGAAAACAUCAACGACGCAAACGCAGACGCGUACACUGAAGCCUUCCUCCCAACAGCAACAGCUCUCGAAAAGGAAGCCGCGGCAGCCCUGAACAACGGCCAACUCGACCGCGCCGCCGACCUCUACCGCCGCGCAGCAGUCAUCCUCCGCAUCUCACGCUUCCCCUACGUAAGCCCCUCGACACGCCCAGGGACAUCCAUCAAGCGCGCCGCCUUCGAGCGCCAGAAGCAGGUCUACCUGAAAGCUGCCUCGCUAUGGAAGCCCAUCAUCACCGAGGAAGUGAUUCCACACACGCACCGCGCCGGCCGCGACGGCCCCGAAAUCCCACUGUACAUCCGACUGCCUGAUGAAGCGAGCGCCGCCAACCGCGUCCCUGUCGUGCUGCUCAUGACUGGUCUUGACGGUUACAGGCCCGAUAACAGCCAGCGCACCCAUGAGAUCACCAAUCGUGGCUGGGCAACUGUUGUCGUAGAGAUUCCCGGUACUGCGGACUCGCCUGCGGAUCCAGCGGACCCUGAAUCGCCUGAUAGGCUCUGGUCCAGUGUGCUUGAUUACAUGGAUCGCCGGCCGGAGUUUGACAUGUCGCGGGUCGCGGCUUGGGGUCUUAGUGCGGGUGGCUUUUAUGCUAUUCGCGCGGCUUGCACGCAUCGUGAGCGUCUUGCGGGAUCUGUGGCUCAUGGACCUGGAUCGCACUUUGUGUUCAGUCCAGAGUGGUUGGCUAAGGCGAAUGAUCAUGAGUAUCCGUUCGAGCUUACUUCCGCUAUGGCGGAGAAGUAUGGCUAUGCCGAUGUUGAGGAUUUUGUGAAGAACUCCCAGAAGAAGUUCUCGCUUGUGGAGACUGGUAUCCUUGACCAGGAUAACUGCCGAUUGCUUCUGCUCAACGGCGUGGACGACGGUGUUGUCCCGAUUGAAGACUCGAUGGUGACUUUCAACCAUGGCGGUUUUAAGGAAGGUCGGUUCUUCGAGAACCGGGUGCACAUGGGAUACCCUGACAGUUUGCCUGUGGCUUACAAGUGGCUGGAGAGUGUGCUAAGUCCCAAUCAGAAGGAGGUAAAGAACUGA